AUGCCUUCCCAUUGUAUUGUUCCUGGAUGCAAAGGAAAUUAUGAUAAUGGUCCUCGUGUGAGAGUCUACAGUUUUCCAUCUAAUGAAAUUUUAAAGAAGAAAUGGCUUAAAGCUAUACCUCGGAGCAAUUUUAAAUUAACGAAAGCUUCAAAAGUUUGCGAACUUCAUUUCAAAGAUGAAGAUAUUGAGAUGGAGACAAGUGCAUAUGAUCCAUCCUCUGGAAAAAAAAUAAGUGCACCUCUUUCACGUUCUCGAUUAACGAAAGAAGCAAUACCAUCUCUAUUUCCGGGUUGCCCUGCAUAUUUAUCCUAUCAGAAACAGAAUCGAGAAGCUCUGCAUGAUAAAAAAAACAGUACGAUUACAAAAUCAGCAACUGCAUUUGGCUCUAAAGGAAAGCAUUAA
Messenger RNA from Stegodyphus dumicola, 402 nucleotides. RefSeq lists its product as uncharacterized. Lineage: Eukaryota; Metazoa; Arthropoda; Arachnida; Araneae; Eresidae. The record is from RefSeq and is a predicted model, not a curated record.